This is a messenger RNA of Anas platyrhynchos (mallard), 3573 nucleotides long. The record is from RefSeq and is a predicted model, not a curated record. Lineage: Eukaryota; Metazoa; Chordata; Aves; Anseriformes; Anatidae.
CGGGAUCAAAGUCAAGCUCUGGCUUUCACAAGAGUUAACACCUGUGCAUUUAGCAGGACUUGUUAAGCAAGUGUUCGUAAGAAUUUAAUUCAUUUUCCCGUAUCUCAGUAACAUUUAUAGUGGAAGACAAUUUUUCUUACUGACAGUUGGGGCUUAAGAGCUUUUUGUGUAAAACAAAACUGAAGCAAGUCUUUGACUGUAGCAGGAUUCAUGAAAUUAAAUUAGUUAGUCCUAUGUUGCUAGUAACCCCCAGUAGAUAAUUUAACACAAUUUCACCAUGGUUUCCUACACCAUUCAGGUCUUGUGAAGAAACAGAUACCGUUUGUUACAUGUUACAGAAGGGAAAAAAAUAAAAAGAAACACCACCCAGUAUCUUUCUUACAACUGAGUUCAGAAUAAGGAAUACCUCAGCGUGUACUGCCAAUAAGCCUUGUGUUUCCCCUUUAGAUCAGUGAAUGAACAUGUGACAUUGGUUCCAACACCUGAUGAAAUCGUUUCCUUUCUUACAAAACUGGGUACCGAGGAGCUGGCACAACCUCCUGAGGGCGAUGUCCGAGGUUGGGGCAGGAGAGGCUGGCAGGACAGGAGCACAUUGCCAAGGAAAGCAGCAGCACAUCAGUUAUGGAAGUUUCUCGGAAUACUCACAAACAUCACAGAAGUCAGCCUGGUUUUAUUAACAAAACUCCUGACCACAAACAAAGCAAUCUGACUGAAACAGACAGAAAUGCACCUUGGGAAAACACCACCCGAGGUGACCAGCAGCAGUGGGACCACUGCAGGGCCAGUGCCACCAGCUGGGGGAGAGCUCUGCCCGCGGCCUGCAGGCCCUGCAGCAUGGCAGCGCCAGCACGGCCUGCAUCGUGGCAGCGCCAGCAGGUGUAGUGGCACGGCCAUGCCAACACCACCUGACUGCAGCUUGUGACAGGGCGAUACGGGGCAUCAGGAGCUGUACCUUGGAUGUUUUAUUUUAUUCCUGUUGAGUUGAUACAACAUAUUGUUGAGUAUUUUCCCUAAAAGCAUUUCCACUUUAAACAAAUGGAAAAAUGCAAGGUCUUGCAGGAACCACUGAGUUCACCACAAGUGUGGCACUGCCUAAGCGCUUCCACGCUGUGGCUGUGCCAUUGCCAACACACUCUCCAUUUUUAAAAGUGAGUACAUCGGUCAUCCUCGGUAACACGGGUGCUUGUGAGGCCACCACAGCUGCAGACACCAUGUCCGGACAGCAGAGCACAUCCACACUGCUGUGAGUUGAAGCCCAAGCCUGCGUCUAAUGCCGCCCAUGGCAGAUGGCCCGUAGCAAACACGGCACAGAGCUGUGCCACCCACACAGCACCCCAGCACAUCUGAGCACCCACCCCAGCGGCACCAAGUUUCGUGAGCCCUGAUCCAGCUCCCCUCAGGCAGGCAGCCACAGCCCCACCAUGCCCAGGCCCCCAUGGCCCCAGUCUGCCUUCACGCCAGAUGGCCACCCCACACCACAGCCCCAGGGCGGCAGCAGUGGCUGCAGGCACUGCUCCCUGCGGGGCUCGCCUCACGCUGCUGGCACCAGCCCCAGGGCACAGGGCCUCAGGCAGUGCAGCCCGGCAGCGCCUGCGCCUGCCGCGUCGCCACGGAGACCGCACAGAGACCAGAGGCCGCCAUGGCCGGGGCCGAGCGGCUCAGCACAGGAUCAGCCUCACCCCGCGCUGCUGGCUGAGGGCCAGCCCCACAGCCCUGCUCGCGUGAGGGGCGCACAGAGGAAGCCGGGAGAUGGAAACGCCAGGCAUUGCCAACCCCACCACUGUGCAGAAGCCUCCAGGAAUUUCAGUGUCCGUGCAAACAGAAGCUAGCUGGCUUUAUGAACAUGCCUACAAAAAAUCACCCCUGCCAGACAAGUUCAGCAGUUUAGAUAUUUUGUGCAACUUGGAGUUUAAAGAAGAUUUUGUGAAGCUGUUCAAGCAGUCGCUACACACGCUCCCCUCUGUUGGCCUGCCAACUAUUCUGGCCUACAGACCUGAAUCAUCAUGGGACAGCAUGCAGAUCGAGGUAGAGGAGGACUGCACUCCAAAGUGUGAGUUCUGUGGUAGCGUGCUGAAGCCAUUUCCUUCCUUUGAGGACACUUGCCCACGGUCGCAGGAUUAUGAAUCAAAGUUCUGCUGUGAGCAGAAUCGAGACCUCUAUGAGUUCAUUGUAAAGGAGACAAAGAAUCGCGAAAGUGCUUGGGAUGUUCCCAUUGCUAUUGAACCCCAUGAGUCCCAUGGCACCGAAGCUGAAAGACGCCUGUCAAAGGAGAGAGCGUACCAGAGGCAGCAGGAGAGACAAAUGGCCAGACAGUUAGCUUUGCUAGCAGCUGAGACAACAACUGUAGCUGAAUGUUCAAGACAACCUGGCACGAUUUCUUACCUGCUUUCUCAGGAGCCACCAUCUCCAACAGGCUGGACACUGGUACCUGGUGAAAGAGCAGAAAAGCUCAAAGAGGAGCCCAUCUCCUACAGCAUCACCUGCUGUGACUUCACCAUUGUGGGCGGAAGGGUAGUGAAGAAUGAACUGUUGGAAAAAUACUACAAACAUGGAGGAAAAUUUCUUACCAUGCUUCCAGAUGGAACAGCGCAGAUAUUCUAUCCAUCUGGAAAUCUGGCAGUCAUUGUUAUACGAGAAAGAAAAUGGUUUAUUUGCAUAGUACAGGAAGACAAGCACACUAACGCCGAAAUACAAGCACUAUUUGAGUCCAAUGGCAGAAGUACUUGUUAUUACCCACACGGAUCCGUAUGGAUAAACAUGAAUGUUCAGGGAGGGCAGUAUUUGGACAAGGCAGGCAGCAGGGUGAGAAGGUGGACAUGGCCAAACAGCUUAACAUCAUCAGGACUCUGCGUCCCGCUCAGACCCAUCUUCAUCUCCCUGAACCAGCACGUGGGGGUCAGGAUUGUGGGCCAGGACAAGAUCACUGUUUCCUUCCUCGCCAUGGGACAACAAGCAAAAUUCAAUGUGGGAACCAGAGUGCAGGUCAGCCCUGCCAGCCGGCCGUGUCCGCCCACCCUGCUGAGUGAAGACGACCUCCUGCUGCUGGCCCUCAGGGUGAGGAUCCUGCGGCUCUUCGAUAAACUGCGCGGAUGCUUAAGCUUUCCAUCCAAUGAGCAGUGGGAAAAAAUCAAGCCUCCAGCAUACCUUAUGACGCAGACUUUAAAGAUCUUACACCUUUGCACAACUUCUGACCUAAGUGAAGAGCUGCGCAGCUCAGUUAGGGCAAUAGUAAAUGCUCAGGUCUGACCAGCGUGUAUGAUGUGAAGGCAAAAUGAGCCAAGCCUGGGAAGAGACAGAGAUGCCCCUGAAGCUGUGGCACCUGUGUGCUCAGCAAGGUUCCACCUGCAGCUUUUCCCCGCUGUGGUGUGGAGCCAAGGACAGGCUGCAGCCCUUCUGCACAGCCACUCUCCUGUGGCCCUCCCACCUGACAGGUGCUCAGCGUAAGUGAGGCUGAGGUGCAAGAAGCACCAGCUCACAUUUUGGUGUGAGCUCAGGGCGAAAUACAUCUUGUCUGUCAGGCUUGAAGAGGGGCUUUGCCCAGGGUACAAUAAAUCCAUGCUUGAUGUUGGUGCA